Messenger RNA from Monoraphidium neglectum, 2079 nucleotides. RefSeq lists its product as hypothetical. Gene Ontology annotation, cellular component: chloroplast. Gene Ontology annotation, biological process: chlorophyll biosynthetic process. The coding region runs from base 1 to 2079 and encodes 692 amino acids. Gene Ontology annotation, molecular function: chlorophyllide a oxygenase activity; 2 iron, 2 sulfur cluster binding. NCBI's taxonomy places the organism in Eukaryota, Viridiplantae, Chlorophyta, Chlorophyceae, Sphaeropleales, Selenastraceae. The record is from RefSeq and is a predicted model, not a curated record. The transcript has 9 exons.
AUGCUUGCCCGGCGUACCACCUGCGCGCACCCCGACAGCCGCAAUGAUGACAACAGUUGUCCAACGCCAUCGCCGCCGGCCGCCGAUCCUGAGGCCAAACUUAGCCGCUUCGGACGCCACUUCGGCGGGCGCUUCCGGCUCUCCGACCUGGUCUCCUCGGCGCCGCGCGUGCGCGUACGCACGAGCGCAUCGCGGCAGCGCCACGAGCUGCUGGAACUGGCCGUUUUGAACGCGCGCCUCGCGGGCGGCGUGGAGCCCUGGGAGGCGCGCGCGCGGCUCGAGGUGCUGCGCAACCGCCGGCGCGCGUGGGACGCGGUCUACGACCUUGUCAGCGGCAGCGACGCUGCCGCGACGCUCGAGAUGAUCGAGAGCGCAGCUGAGCAGGUGGACGCCCUGCUUUCUGAAAAUGAGGCCGGCCGCACCUCCGUGAGAGAGCUGCGCACCCAGCUGUCCGCGCUGCAGCGACAGGUGCAAGAAGCCGGCGAGAAGCUGGCCGCGACGCAGGCGCGCGUGGACGGCAACCUGCAGCGCGUGGAGGCCCUCAAGCGUGAGGCGGCUACGCUUGAGCGAGCGCGCGCAGCAGCCAGCGCCCCUGCGGCCGCAGCCCCCGCCGCCGCCGUAGCCACGGCCCCGAGGGCAAAGCCAGGGCCGCCACCGUCCGCGGCUGCGGCGGUCACGGCGCUUGCGGCGGCACGGCGGCGCUCAAGGGGGCUGUGCGCGAGCCUGGAUGCGGAGCCGGACCUGAAGAACCACUGGUACCCCUGCGAGUUCAGUUCCCGCCUCACAAAAGACACCAUGGUCCCCUUUGACCUGUUCGACGAGCCCUGGGUGGUGUUCAGGGACGAGGCGGGGCGGCCCGCCUGCAUCCGCGACGAGUGCGCGCACAGGGCGUGCCCGCUCAGCGCGGGGCGCGCGGUCGGCGGGCAGUUGGAGUGCCCCUAUCACGGGUGGCGCUUCAACGGCUCUGGUGGCUGCACGGCCAUGCCCUCCACCAUCCACUGCCGUGGCGUGCGCGUGGCGGCGCUGCCAUGCGUCGAGAGGGACGGCUUUGUGUGGGUCUGGCCGGGGGAGGGGGAGCCCGGGGAGGUCCCUUGCACCGCGCUGCCGCCACCGGGGUACCAGGUGCACGCGGAGAUUGAGAUGAGCGUCCCAGUGGAGCACGGCCUGCUCGUGGAAAACCUGCUGGACCUAGCCCAUGCGCCCUUCACUCACACCUCCACCUUUGCCAAGGGCUGGCCAGUGCCGGCACAGGUCAAGUUCAACGCCGCGCAGCUGCUGUCGGGGGCUUGGGACCCCUACCCCAUCGACAUGGCCUUCCACCCUCCCUGCAUGACCGUGAGCCGCAUCGGCCUGGCGCAGCCUGGCAGGAUCAUGCGCGGCGUCAGUGCAGACCAGUGCGAGCGCCACCUGCACCAGCUGCACGUAUGCAUGCCUUCCAAGAAGGGGCAGACGCGCUUGCUCUACCGCAUGAGCAUGGACUUCAUGGGCUGGGUGCGGCAUGUGCCAGGAAUUGACAGGCUCUGGAAGUCUGUCGCCGCACAGGUCCUGGGAGAGGACCUAGUGCUUGUGGCGGGGCAGCAGGACAGGCUGCAGCGGGGCGGGAACACCUGGCAGACUCCGGUGUCCUACGACAAGAUCGGCGUCCGCUACCGCCGCUGGCGCAAUGCCGUCGCAGCAGGCGAGUACCCAGAUGGCUGCGCGCACACUCGGGCCCCCGAGCCCCCUACCUCAAUUGACAACUUAAAGACCGCCACGGCACCGUCGACGACGACGUCACCGGCGGCCAGCAGCGAGGUCGCGCGUGGAACAGCUGCACAUGCGGGCCUGGACAUGUUGAUGGAGGGCGUGGCUGAGGGUUUUGCUGACGAUAUAGAGCUGGCGGCGCGGCGCAUCGAGGCAGAGCAGCCUGCUCACACCGAGUAUGCUAAGAUGUGCCGCUGGCUGGCGCACGUGUCGGAGUGGGGCACGCUCUCCACAGUGGACGCGGCCACAGGCACCCCCUAUGGCGGUGUCGUCAGCGUUAGCGACGGCGCCGCAGACAACCCCACGGGCCGCCUGCUGUUCUACCUCACGCCGUGA